UUGUUUCGCGGAUUCAUGACGUCAGUGAAGAAAUAGUUGACAGACAAUAUCAUUAGAUGAACAUGCCGAUAAAAAUCUAUGACAGAUAAUAAUACACUGUUGUUAACAUUUCUCGGUAUUGGAACUUGCAUUGUUGGGAUGUCCUUAAUGAAGAAAUUGUUCCGUCGAAACAGAAUGAAACAUUCACAUCUGAACGAAAGUCUGAACGAAAGUGUGACAACUGCAACUUUGAAGGAAGUAUCGACUGACGGUUUACUCGAUUCUGAAACAGACCAAUCAGAGAUAAAUGCAGAGAAAGGAAGCGAUGUGAACCAAUCAGAGAAAAAUGCAGAGAAAGGAAGCGAUGUGAUUAAAUCAACGUCUUCGUCAUCAUCAAACUCUGAUGCGUCCAUAAAUCAAAAUGUUAGGAAAACUAGAAAAAAGUUGAACUCUACUCUCAGGAAAUACAAAAAAACAGAAAAGAAAUUACGACGAAAAAAGAUUGAAAUAGUACAAAUGGAAAGUGAAAUAGAAAACCUCAUGCAGGCUGUGAAGAGCAAUGAAGUCAGUAUGGAAUCUCUCCAUGAAGAAUUUAACAGCAAAAAGUUGGAAAUGUUAGCCAUUACGUCAUUCAUAACACCUGAAUCAGAAAGUGAUAUUAGGAAGAAAGAAGUUAUUUGUUAUAAGCGGUACUCCAAUAUCAAGACGGUAGUAGACGCCAAAAAUGUACUGACAAUGAUCAGACAAAGACAGAAAGCAUUAAAAACUUUGGAGAUCCUCACUUUUAAAAAAUACUGGUCCAUCGCACAUAAAACAGACAAGCCAGAAAACACUGCAGUCAUUCGGAGUGGGCUCGAAAACUGGUUUCGUCAUUUUAGACACAAUACAUUUGCUAGUGAUUCAAGUCAAGAGAGCCGAAAUAAUACCCAGGAAGAUGAAAAAGAAGAGACACAUCCCGCCAUUUUUCCAAACCCUUCGUCUGUACCUUUACUCGAAUCAACGAUAUGAAUAGAUAAAAACACUCCUCUCAAAUAAACUUAGUUAUACACUUCA
This is a messenger RNA of Mytilus trossulus (common blue mussel), 1032 nucleotides long. RefSeq lists its product as uncharacterized. The transcript is spliced from 3 exons. The record is from RefSeq and is a predicted model, not a curated record. NCBI's taxonomy places the organism in Eukaryota, Metazoa, Mollusca, Bivalvia, Mytilida, Mytilidae. The coding region runs from base 79 to 987 and encodes 302 amino acids.